Fusarium graminearum PH-1 is the source of this 417-nucleotide messenger RNA. RefSeq lists its product as uncharacterized. The record is from RefSeq and is a predicted model, not a curated record. Lineage: Eukaryota; Fungi; Ascomycota; Sordariomycetes; Hypocreales; Nectriaceae. Bases 1 to 417 code for a protein of 138 amino acids. The transcript is spliced from 3 exons.
AUGCGCUUCUUUCAGCUCGCAGGCACCCUUGCUCUCGCAAGUCCAGUACUUGGCAAACUUGACAAGCCUGUCUUGUGCCCCGGUGUGGACUUCGCCCACAUUGACGACGAUCUGUUCGAGGCUCUUCCACAAACGCCUCACACUGUCACCAAGUGGCCUUGGGGAAAGCUGCCUAAACAAUGCAAGAAAUUGGCUGCCCAGGAAAACUUGGAUCCCUACAACAUGACAGUCUAUGAUGUUCUUUAUGAGGACUGUCCCCAGCCUUGGGUCAUUUGCCACCAUCACUUGUCGCAAAACCGUAUCGAAUCCAUCGCCGACAACUUUGGUCGCGUGCCUAUUGGCCUGAGAAACUUCAUUCGAAUCCAAUUCGCGGCCCCACCGCUCAACGGUACACUCAUGGGCGCUUGCACGACGUGA